GGACAUUCUGAGCCUCCUUCUCUGAAGAGGAGAACAUUCAGAGCCUCCUUCUCUGAAGAGGAGAACAUUCACAGCCUCCUUCUCUGAAGAGGAGGACAUUCUGAGCCUCCUUCUCUGAAGAGGAGAACAUUCACAGCCUCCUUCUCUGAAGAGGAGAACAUUCACAGCCUCCUUCUCUGAAGAGGAGAACGUUCUGAGCCUCCUUCUCUGAACAUCCAGCAAGAACCGAAAAGCACUGAAACCCUCAGCUAGUUUUUGUUGACGAACAGCGAACCUGCCAGACUAAACUGAGGGCAAAGCCCCCGUGACGCGUCGCCAACCUAAACAACGGGAAAGGGUGGGGCCUAUGAGAGUCAUCCAAUCAUAGAGAAGGCGUGCUUCCGCAGAAGAGCGCCAUUGGUUGAAAGUUUGCGUUCCUGUGUUUAUUAUAUAAAGGCUCCAACCUGCUGCAGGUCCAGCCAGCCUCACCUUGCCUAACAUGUCGGUAGACAGCGUGUUCCGGACCCGGUCCCUCGGUGUCGCUGCCGAGGGGCUUCCCGAUCAGUACGCCGACGGAAAGGCGGCCAAAGUGUGGGAGCUGUACAUCGGAGACACCCAGAGCCGAACCCAGGAGUACCGGAGCUGGGUGGUUUCCCUGCUGAGGCAGCACGGCGUCCGGACGGUUCUGGAUGCGGCCUGCGGUACCGGGGUGGACUCCAUCAUGCUGGUGGAGGAGGGCUUCCAGAUGGUCAGUGUGGACGCCAGCGACAAGAUGCUGAAGUACGCUCUGAAGACCCGCUGGGACCGCAGGAAGGAGGCGGCGUUCGAUCAGUGGGUGAUCGAAGAAGCCAACUGGCUGACGUUACCUGAAGACAUCCAGAAACCUGGAGAUGGCUACGACGCAGUCAUCUGCCUCGGGAACUCCUUCGCCCACCUGCCAGACUUUAAAGGGGACCAGAGUGAUCAGAAGCUGGCUCUCCACAACAUUGCCAGUAUGGUACGACCCGGUGGGGUACUCAUCAUCGACCACCGUAACUACGACUACAUCCUGGACACUGGCCGCGCGCCGCAGGGCAAAAAUAUUUACUACAAGAGCGACCUGACCCAAGACAUCAGUACCUCGGUUCUGUGGGUCGACAGUAAGCCCCACAUGAUCACUCUGGACUACACCAUCCAGGUGCCUCAGGCCGCCCUGCGUCACCUUCCUGAUGUCAGUAAGUUCCGGCUGUCCUACUAUCCCCACCGCCUGGAGAACUUCUCUGAGCUCCUGAAGGACGCAUUCAAAGGCAAAAUGGAGCACACCGUCUAUGGAGACUUCAAGGCGUAUCGUCCAGGUCAGGCCCAGACGCCGUGCUACUUCAUCCACGUGUGUAAGAAGACGGCCUGACGGGACCGAUCUCCGACCUCUGGAUGGAGGAAGGGGUGGAUUUCAGUGGGUCAUGACAUGUUUAAGUUGACCUUUGGUUGGGCAGACAUGUUAGAGCAGCAACAGAUAAAGGUGCAUCAUCAUCUCUGGUUCUGCUGGUCUUCACGUCCUCCUCCAGCUCAUCCAUUGUCUUUAAGCUCAGCUGUUUCUCAGAUGUCUUCUGGACCGUUUCCUGCUUUUGCUUCUCCGCUGCAGAUCUUAUUGAAGCUUUUAUUGGCCUGGUUUAAGACCGGUUUAAGAAGGAUUCCUCCCCUACCAGGCCCCAAGCAGGUUAAACAGCUGGUCCAGUUAACUUCUUCCUUAAAGAUCCAAUAUGUUUUAAAUCUACUUUCCUUUCCUCUGAGAUGGUAACAGUACAAACCUUUGCACAAAGCUCUGAGCUGGGCUGAACCGACCAAAACUCAAGUUCCAGUGACCCCAUGACUGAAGCUGAUUCAUUUCCCAAAGAGCCUCUGUUCACAACCAAACUGGUCCAACACUGAGGGCAACUCAGGGAAAGUUAGUGCCAAGAUGCGUCUGGCUGGACGGACCGCCGGCCGCGAUCAAAGUCCUUGUAUGACUCGGUCUUCUGGUUGUUCUGGUGUUUAAUAAAAGGUU
This is a messenger RNA of Cyprinodon variegatus (sheepshead minnow), 2002 nucleotides long. It is a transcript of the gene gnmt, whose product is annotated as glycine N-methyltransferase. Gene Ontology annotation, molecular function: identical protein binding; glycine binding; S-adenosyl-L-methionine binding. Gene Ontology annotation, cellular component: cytosol. The transcript has 6 exons. NCBI's taxonomy places the organism in Eukaryota, Metazoa, Chordata, Actinopteri, Cyprinodontiformes, Cyprinodontidae. The record is from RefSeq and is a predicted model, not a curated record. Bases 479 to 1366 code for a protein of 295 amino acids. Gene Ontology annotation, biological process: protein homotetramerization; S-adenosylmethionine metabolic process; one-carbon metabolic process.